Molecule: messenger RNA, 431 nt
Organism: Morus notabilis
Lineage: Eukaryota; Viridiplantae; Streptophyta; Magnoliopsida; Rosales; Moraceae
Product: splicing factor U2af small subunit B
Exons: 2
Coding region: 99-431 (110 amino acids)
Biological process (GO): mRNA splicing, via spliceosome
Cellular component (GO): spliceosomal complex; U2AF complex
Molecular function (GO): pre-mRNA 3'-splice site binding; metal ion binding
Source: RefSeq, a predicted model, not a curated record
AGAGAGAGGAAACGUAAGAAAAAGCAUAAAAUCAACCGAUCACGGCAAAACCAUUGAUGAGAUUAAGAAGAAGAAGAAGAGUCUGAGGAGAAGCGACAAUGGCGGAGCACUUGGCAUCGAUUUUCGGGACGGAGAAGGACCGAGUGAACUGCCCGUUCUACUUCAAGAUCGGAGCUUGCAGACAUGGCGACCGCUGCUCCAGGCUCCAUACCAAGCCCAGCAUCAGCCCCACUCUCCUCCUCUCCAACAUGUACCAGCGCCCCGACAUGCUCACCGCCCCCGGCGUCGACACCCAGGGCCAGUCCCUCGACCCCCGCAAGAUCCAAGACAACUUCGAGGAUUUUUAUGAGGAUCUGUUCGAGGAGCUGAGCAAGUACGGCCAGAUUGAGAGCUUGAACAUCUGUGAUAAUUUGGCUGACCACAUGGUAUAA